AGGCCUAGGCCCCCCCCCCCCGACUUAUGAAUUGACUUCUGAGUGGGGAAGUUCAUCAACUAUUAAAGCGACACCUGUCUUACUUAUCGUAAAGGGUUAUGGAUCAAGAAUCAAGAGAAAAAACUGAGUUGUUUGGGACUCGGAUCACCAAGCAGAUCCUGAAGACAAGAAGUGGGGAGUUUGACCUCGAGAGUAUCCACUGCCUGAUCCUCAGAGAAAUGGAUAUCGAUCACUUGGGUUGCAUCGGAGACUGCACAUACCUUGAGAGGCUGGACCUUAGCAGGAAUGACCUUGCCAACCUACGACCUUUGACCCCACUUAAGCACCUGUCAUAUUUGAAUAUUUCAGCCAAUCGGAUCACAAGCAUUGAUCCUUUAAAGGAACUUGCCAAUCUCCAAACACUCAAUGCAUCCGGAAACCUCAUAAGCAGCGUGGACAGUCUCCAAUGCCUGGCCAACCUAGACUCCUUCUCCAGUCUGACUCUGAGCGAUCCCCUCACCGGCCUCAAUAACCCGGUGUGCCAUGGUUCAUCUUACAAGUCUAGCGUGAUGAUGAUACUGCCGAGGUUAAAGGUUGUGGACGGGGAGAGGGUGUCAGGAAGCGGAAGUGAAUUGUUUGAACUAUGCAGGAAACUGGAUGAAAUGUUGGAAGGCUCUACAGAGAGCACAACCAAAACCAACUUACCACAGCCCUGGGUGAGCAAGGACUUCUGGGAAGCUAAAGGGGCAGUUGAUGCAGAUCAGCAGAGAUGGAGUGCAGAACAGCAGUUUCAAGAUCUUCUGAAAAGCUGUAAAGACCUUGAGUUCGAUGCAUCAAGGAGUCUGAUGGAAAGCACUGAGAAUAACUCGUGACAGUGCUAUUUGGAGAAGAUUAAUCUAUGCACGAUACCUGCCAAGCUUUAAAAGUCUGGUAACAUUCCACUGUUGUUUCCUUAUGUUUGAAACACAGACUGAGUCGCCAUGUAUACUUUGGAGUACUUUUUAAACUACUGCAAAAGCUUUCUUUGCUGAUUAGCAUAUGUGACUUGCUGACAUUGUUUGUGAAGCUUGUUGGUAAAAAGUCACUUUAAAGCUGGCCUCAGGUCGACCUGCGAGUUGCUUGCGCAGCGAUGGAACUAGCCUUGGUCAAGGUGUUCGUCAGUUGCUGUAGCAGCGUGAGGGCGCUGUUUGGGCUUCGCAGAGUGUAUAGCGCACGACUAGUUGUCAUGUGUUUAGCAGCUAGAUACGAUCACAGACACUAUCAAUGAACGCCUUCACCAAGGCCAGUUCCGUCAUGGUGCAAGCAAAUGGCAAGUCGACCUGAGGUCGGCUUAAUAAGCACAAGUUUAGUGCCAAAAUUGCUGUUAAACAGUUUUGUUUUUUCCUUCUGUACAGGGUGUUAAUUAUUUGACAGAGUUUGGUGUGUGAAUUGAAAACAUGAAGAGCUUUCUUUGUAAAUAUAAUUUGCAAAUGUUCCUUCUUUCAUAUGCAACCAUAACUAUUGCAUUCUUUACCAUUUGGUGCCUUUUAGAAGAAUUUAAAAUUUGAAAUUAAAAAUGAAGUAUAAUAGAAAAAAAUCAGUACUGCAAUCAAAUAAGUUUUAUGAAAUAAUUUAAUUACAACGGAUGAAGAUGAUAAAAUUUUGUAAAAUAGUCUAUAUUUCAUGUGUUGAUUCAGACAUUAAUGUUACUGCAGUGAGACUGUGUUUUGCUUGCAUUUUAUUUUAGAUUGAGCUUAAGUGAAAGUGUGGAAUUUUUAGGGUUGUAAAUUUUGUGAUGCGUUUGGCUGAAAUCAAUUAUGUAGCUGCAAUAUGUCGGAUGCAACGACUUCCUAAGGUCCAUUUUGACCAAUAAUAUCAUUCAUAAAUACGUAAGAUAGUUAACACAUUCCCAUUGGUCGAGAGCCCAUCGCGUGGGUAUUUUAUACGGUUGAUAAAAAACAAACUAGUUUUAAACACUUUAUUCAUACACUACUGCAUUCCGCGUCACAUAGCGCAGUAUUCACCACGCGCACGGCAAUCUCCAUAAAAAGAGAGUUUUAGCACUAUGCGCGUGAGGCACAUUCCAUAGAUACUGCAAGAGGGGUGUUUCACAAAACAUAAGGGAAAAUUGCUAAACAAAAUCAUUGGGAAAUUGUAAAUUUUUGACUUUUGUUUUGACUGAAAGUAAUUUAUGAAUGGGAAUAUAU
Molecule: messenger RNA, 2165 nt
Organism: Patiria miniata (bat star)
Lineage: Eukaryota; Metazoa; Echinodermata; Asteroidea; Valvatida; Asterinidae
Gene: lrrc61
Product: leucine-rich repeat-containing protein 61-like
Exons: 6
Coding region: 99-851 (250 amino acids)
Biological process (GO): outer dynein arm assembly
Cellular component (GO): cytoplasm
Molecular function (GO): protein binding
Source: RefSeq, a predicted model, not a curated record